AUGAUAGAUUAUGACAAUGUCUGCUUCAACAUAGCAGCUUUUGUCGCCGGCCUUUUCGUCCUCGAAUUCGGCGCCGACAAGUUCGUUGACCACACCGCCAAGGUUGCCGCUCGUCUACGCAUCCCGCCGACUCUGAUUGCGCUCCUGACCGCCGGGGCUGAAUGGGAAGAGCUCGUCGUCGUCGUCGCCGCCAUCUCCCAGCGCCGCUCCCCCCUUGCGGCUGGCAAUAUCCUGGGGUCGUCCAUCUCCAACAUCCUCGGCGCCUUCUCCCUCGGCCUGAUCUCCGCCCCCUCGACCGUGAUCUUUGACCGCAGCUCUCAGAUCUACACCGCGGCCCUUCUCGCCCUCACCACCCUGUUCGUCGUGAUCGCCACGUUUGUCAAGCCGCUGGGGCGGGCAGGCGGGGGGAUCCUCGUUGCUACGUUCACGGCCUACAUCUCUUCCAUCGCAUGGGCCAUCUACAAAGGCGUGGUCAAGCCGCCCGAGGACUCCGACUCCGACAGCGAUAGCGACUCCAACUCCUCCGACCAUGAUGGGGCAGAGGGAGAAGAAGAAGAGGAGGAGGAGGUGAAGGACAUGUUCGACGCCGCCGACCUCAAGCCCACGCCCGACAGCGCCCUGCAGACGGAGACGCAGCACCGCCGCCGCCCGCGCUCCACCACCUACCACGUCGUGCAUCUGAUCCUCGGCUUCCUCGCGCUCUCGCUAUCGGGCUACGUGCUCUCGCACAGCAUCAGCACGCUCGCCGAGACGUUCUCGCUCGCCGGCUCCGUGCUCGGCAUCACGCUGCUAUCGCUGGCCACCACGCUGCCCGAGAAGCUGGUCGCCGUCUUCUCGGGCGCGCGCCAGCAGCCCGGCAUCAUGGUCGCCAACACGGCCGGCUCCAACAUCUUCCUCGUCACGCUGUGCGCCGGCGUGCUGUUCCUGGCCGCCGACCUGGAUGCCCUGGCCGGGAGCUUGACCCCAUUCGAGCUGCUCUCCAUGUGGGCCGCGAGCCUGCUGCUCUUCGUCAUCGUCAUGGUCGGCGGCCGGAGCUGGAUGGGCUGGGCCUCCUUCGCCCUCUAUCUCGCCUUUAUCAUUUGCGAGUUCACCGCGAAUAGGAGAUGAUCUCCCCCUCCCCCUCCGCUGCCGGAUGGCGGAUGGCGGAUUGCUCUGCUCGUUGUUUUUUCAGGUGCGUGUACUAACUAGAUAUCAUUAUUAGAUCUUGGCGUGAAGGGUGGCCGUGAGGCUCGUUGGCGUUUUCUAGAUGGGUUUGUUAUUUUUUUGCCCUAGAGCGUGCAUAAUACCUUGUAUUCUGUACUAGUACUAUAGAAAUUGG
This is a messenger RNA of Amorphotheca resinae ATCC 22711, 1318 nucleotides long. RefSeq lists its product as hypothetical. Gene Ontology annotation, cellular component: membrane. Bases 1 to 1107 code for a protein of 368 amino acids. Gene Ontology annotation, biological process: calcium ion transmembrane transport; intracellular calcium ion homeostasis. The transcript is spliced from 3 exons. Lineage: Eukaryota; Fungi; Ascomycota; Leotiomycetes; Helotiales; Amorphothecaceae. The record is from RefSeq and is a predicted model, not a curated record. Gene Ontology annotation, molecular function: calcium, potassium:sodium antiporter activity; calcium channel activity.